AGAACCCCGUCCAAUCAGCUUUCGAGCUCUGAGACGUUGCGGAAUUUUGAACGUCGAAGCCUUGUUUCCAUUUCCUUAUUUUUUCCCCCCACAUUGAACACUUUUUAACUCACAAUUCAUUUUUUUUAUCCACAACAUGGAUCUACAUUUUAAGGACAGAUUACAAACAAACGGCCUUAUCUACAAAAAGGCUUUGGAUCGGAUUAUAGACAAGUAUUCUAAGAUCCAAUGUCAAGCCGCGAUAGAUUUGGACCUUGCUGUCACCAGUAAAAAAGCAUUGGGACGCUUCAUGGAUGAAUCGGAAAAGAAGAUUGAUUCGUUAACUGCAAAGAGCCUGACAUGUUCGAGAGAGGACCGUUUAGGACUGAAUGAGGCUUCCAGGAUCUCCCGACUGGAGCUCACGCAGCAAAAUGGUGAUGAGAGUCACAUAAUAGAUCACCUGAGUUCAGACGAUGAAGAAAGCGUGAAUUCCUACCUGACGAUGAGCUUGCUGGACGACAGCCAGAGGAACCUCUCGGAGAUAGACUCCCUGCCGGAGGACCAGGAUGAAGAGCUGGAGAUGAGCCUGAGGAGCGGAGGAAGCAGACUGUCGGAGCUUUACCCAGCCAUGAUAGACCAAAUAGGGCGGGCCCGACACCGGGAGCACGUUUCCAAGGUGGCGGAAGGGGUGGUCCGGAGGUACCGCAAGUGGCGACGGAUGUCCAAGAACCACAGAGGCACCGCGGCCAGUGAUUUCGUUCAUAGAAGUGUAGAUGCCAGAGAGAAAACCAAUCAGGCCAGCUGGCAGCGCCCGGUGGUGACAGAGCCAAGGCAGAAGCCCGUGGCAGUGCCGGACCCGUCUUACUUGGAAUCUCUCAAACCGAGAAAGAACCUCCUGAACAAGACCUUCAUCGUGGGAGAGCAGCCGCCCUACCGUAGUCUCGGUCCUCCGCGCUUCUUUGACGUGUCCAUCAGGUCCCAAAUGUUGACUCACUCCGCUCCCGAGAGCGUCCACUGCUCCCCACUGAGACAAAGUCCUUUGAAGACGAGGUUGAAGAGCUCCAGCGGGUCCCCUAUGAUCUCCUCCAGAGAACCUGUAAGGUCCGCCUCCCCGCUGAGACAAAGUCCUUUGAAGACGAGGUUGAAGAGCUCCAACGGGUCCCCUAUGACCUCCUCCAGAGAACCUGUAAGGUCCGCCUCCCCGCUGAGACAAAGUCCUUUGAAGACGAGGUUGAAGAGCUCCAGCGGGUCCCCUAUGAUCUCCUCCAGAGAACCUGUAAGGUCCGCCUCCCCGCUGAGACAAAGUCCUUUGAAGACGAGGUUGAAGAGCUCCAACGGGUCCCCUAUGACCUCCUCCAGAGAGCCUGUAAGGUCCGCCUCCCCGCUGAGACAAAGUCCUUUAAAGACGAGGUUGAAGAGCUCCAGCGGCUCCCCUCUGACCUCUUCCAGAGAACCUGUAAGGUCCGCCUUCCCGCUGGGACAAAGUCCUUUGAAGACGAGGUUGAAGAGCUCCAGCGGGUCCCCUCUGACCUCUUCCAGAGAACCUGUAAGGUCCGCCUCCCCGCUACCAAAGUCACCCGUUCGCCAGAAGAUGCUCCACCCCGAGCCCCGCCCGCUUUCCCCGGUGCUUCGGCGUCGGCGUCACCUGAUCUUCGACGCCUCCCCGCCCCCCGGCCAGGUCCCGCACUCCCCGAAGGAGCUGGACAAAGAAUUUGUCCGAUUCUACCACAAGCUGGUGUGCCAGAACCAACCUCACGACGGGCCCCCCUGCCGACUGUGCGCCAGGAGCUCAGAGGCCGCACGGCAACACUCCUCCCGAACGCUGCUGGCGCUGGCGCUCUCACCGCACCGGCUGGUCCUGAGGAAGCGCCACAGGGAGCGAGACCGGGAGAACGAGUCUCAGGCCAAGCGGCGGAGCGCCUACUCCCCGGGGUCCAAACGGCACAACCACCAGGCCCUGAGACGCUGCCUCUGCAUGUCUGAUGACGAGGCUUCCAAUUGGAGCUCGGCGGAACCUUCCAGAUUCGGAAGUCCGCGGAAGAUUAGCAACUACUCAAACUACUAUCAAAGGUAAUCUUUCAGUGUUUUAAUACCGCCACGUGUGUUGUUGUCAUCUGUGCGUAUGCAAGUACAGUACACACUGUAACUGUAUGUCUCUUUUAGGACUGUCAAUUCAUUAAUUCGUUAUUAAACAUUUUAACCAGAAAA
Nerophis ophidion (straightnose pipefish) is the source of this 2187-nucleotide messenger RNA. RefSeq lists its product as uncharacterized. Bases 137 to 2053 code for a protein of 638 amino acids. The record is from RefSeq and is a predicted model, not a curated record. NCBI's taxonomy places the organism in Eukaryota, Metazoa, Chordata, Actinopteri, Syngnathiformes, Syngnathidae. The transcript has 8 exons.